Molecule: messenger RNA, 3033 nt
Organism: Mustela lutreola (European mink)
Lineage: Eukaryota; Metazoa; Chordata; Mammalia; Carnivora; Mustelidae
Gene: PRRC1
Product: proline rich coiled-coil 1
Exons: 9
Coding region: 176-1513 (445 amino acids)
Biological process (GO): activation of protein kinase A activity
Cellular component (GO): cytoplasm
Molecular function (GO): protein kinase A regulatory subunit binding
Source: RefSeq, a predicted model, not a curated record
GGCGUGCGCCUUCGGUGGCCAUUUUGGAGGCGGGGACGCGCAGCGGUGAGCUCUUGCCGGCGUCUUCGCGGUCUUCUCCGAGCAGUAGUCUUAGCACCCCGAAGUCCUGUCCUGCACUUUCCAACUGCCACACAUACGCUCUCUCGGGCCCCCAGUAAACCAUAAUUGAAGAAAAAUGAUGGAAGAGAGCGGAAUAGAGACAACUCCGCCGGGGACUCCUCCACCACACCCCGCAGGCCUGGCUGCAGCUGCCUCAGCUUCCACCCCGCUGCCUUUAGCUGCAACCAGUUCUUUCUCUUCUCCAAAUGUGUCCUCCAUACAGUCUUUGCCGCCACAUGCGUACUCCACCCCUCAGCCGUCCCUCCCUCCCGUGAGGCCCUCGGCACCCUUGCCCUUCGUGCCGCCUUCACCGGUCCCUUCUGUUCCAGCUCUCACGACUUCUGUCCCACCUCCUGUCUCUCCACCACCUGCUGCUGCCUUCAGUAAUCCUCCUCUGCCCCACUUCCCGGCUUCAUCGUCUGCCCAAAGCACUCUUUUAUCUGCACCCCCUUCUGGUCCUCCCACAUCGGGAUUUUCCGUUGGGGCAACUUACGACAUUACAAGGGGACAUGCAGGAAGAGCUCCCCAGACACCCCUGAUGCCAUCAUUCUCCGCACCUCCGGUAACAGGUAUUUUGCCAACUCCCAUUACUCAGCAAGCCAGUUUGACAUCUCUGGCCCAAGGACCAGGAACCACAUCAGCCAUUACGUUUCCAGAGGAACAAGAAGAUCCUCGAGUUGGUAGAGGUCAGGAUGAAGCAUCUGCUGGUGGACUCUGGGGUUUUAUUAAGGGUGUGGCCGGAAAUCCUAUGGUGAAAUCUGUGCUUGAUAAAACAAAACAUUCAGUAGAAAGCAUGAUUACAACGCUGGACCCCGGCAUGGCUCCAUAUAUCAAAUCUGGAGGUGAACUGGAUAUUGUAGUGACCUCAAAUAAAGAAGUAAAAGUUGCUGCUGUCCGAGAUGCCUUCCAGGAGGUCUUUGGCUUAGCUGUGGUCAUAGGGGAAGCUGGACAGUCCAAUAUUGCCCCACAGCCGGUAGGCUAUGCAGCUGGAUUAAAAGGUGCCCAGGAACGGAUAGACAGCUUGCGUCGAGCUGGAGUGAUCCAUGAAAAACAGACUGCUGUGUCAGUAGAAAACUUCAUUGCAGAAUUGCUACCUGACAAGUGGUUUGACAUUGGCUGUUUGAUAGUGGAAGACCCCGUCCAUGGCAUUCACCUGGAAACGUUUACACAGGCCACACCCGUGCCUUUGGAGUUUGUACAGCAGGCUCAAAGUCUCACUCCCCAGGACUACAGUCUGAGGUGGUCAGGCCUUCUGGUGACAGUGGGUGAAGUCCUGGAAAAGAGCUUAGUGAACGUGACGCGGACUGACUGGCACUUGACAUUCACCGGCAUGUCUCGCCGGCAGAUGAUCUACAGUGCGGCCAAAGCCAUUGCUGGAAUGUACAAACAGCGCCUGCCCCCCAGGACCGUGUGACAGGAGAUCACCCAGGGCGCAGCGACCUCUUUGUUUGGAGCGUGGCGGUAAAGACUUGGUCCCAUCCCCAUGUGGGGAGCUCCAGCAGAUGUCGGGGUCUUGCAAAUGUGCCUCUAGGCUACACUUGAUCUUUCCUAGAAAGGCACAGUGUCAUUCCAGUAGCUGCAAAGAAACAGAUCCUUGCUGUGAUCGUGCAAUUUCACAUACCGCAGUUCUUAGAAAACAAUUAUUUUUAUAGGACAAUUUGAUAUACCAAAUCUGUACGGUGCAAAUUCACGUGCUUCGACCUUUAACUUAAUGAUACAUACUUGAUUAUUUUGUUGAAGAUUGAAGAACAUGUCAUUGUUUAUUUCAUGAUUUCUCUCUUCUUAGUCCUUGAUGCUUUUUGUGUGUGCGGGUGAUCUCAGGUCUGACACCGAACCACGUGCUCAACAGCUGACCCUCAGACACCUACUUGCAGGGAGAUGGUGCACAUUUCUAUGCAUACUUUUUACAUGGGCCAAAAUAAUGGGAUUUUUUUUUUUGUCAUUAUGUACAUACACACAUCCUCUAAAAAAAAGAAAAAAGGUUUAUUUCAAAGUAAGUUUUGGCAUUUCACAUAUUUAGACUCUGAGACAUUGCAGCACUAUUUUGUUUUUCUUUGCUAUGUGACAACUAAGUGGCCCAUGAUUUGAGUGUAUUUUAAAUCAGAACAGUUCCUGUUUUUAUAUAGUACUAUUCAAUAUUUUCAAGUAAACUCCAACAGCCAUUAUUUCUGCUUCCAUUCAUAUAUUCUCAAGUGUCGUAUAGAAAUUUUUCAGAGGAAUUACUUUGUUAUUUAUGGGGUUGUAUGCCUCCCCUUUUAAUUAAGGUUACUUGAUAUUUAGUUUGCCUUAAACAAUGCUUUUCUAACUUGGUGCCAUUCUGCCUUUACUACUCUUUAUGGAAUUUUCAGUGAAAUUAUUUAAUAUUCAACCUGGUUUAUCUAGUUGAUCAUGUUUGUAUUUAGUGACUGAAGCUUCUCCCUCCCCCCAGCCCCAAAUAAUAUAUUUUAGCAUUUUUGGAUUUAUAGAAAUCAGAAUUUAAAUAGUUUGUCUUAUACUCUGGAUUCUAUGUAUGCAAGUUCCUAUAAUGUUUUGAAGACAGUUUCUUACGCAAAUGUAAUUUAAUUUUUACUUACUCGUCUUACAGUUCUUUGCUGUAAAUUAAUUAGCACAAUCUUAUAAAGGGUGUUGAAGCUCUUAUCCUGCACUGUCACUACAGGUAACAUUGCUUUGUAUUACUUUGAGUACUUACUCGAUUUUUGCUUUUUUUAACCUGAGGAUGAGAAGCAUUAUUUUCACAACUCUCUGUUCAUUUCCAAGCACUGUAUGAUUGCUUGGUGAAAUUCAGACUUGUCUGUCAUUAAAAGGAGAGAAAAGACAUGUAACCAGUUGCUGCGGCGUGAUAGGGCUAGAGUGAUUUUCUCCCCUUUCAUUGCUAUUUGUGCAACACUUCAUGUUUUCUCCAUCUGAUUAAUAAAAAAGAGAAGCCUUUCUGUA